AUUAUUGUCCCUCUUUCACGAUCUCAGUUCCCAGUUCCCAGUUCCCACCUCUUCUGGAAUCAUCUGCCAUCGCUCCCAUCUUCGAUAAUCUCAUCGCCGAUUGCAAUCUUCGUUUUCAAUCGGUGGCGAAAAGCUGCAAAGUGCAAAACCAAGAAAAGCAGUUGAAGGAGGAUAAAUGGGGCGAAAAGCUGGUGGACUUUUUAUAAACCCUAAGAGAUUUGGUACACUUCAUAAACCUUGCAUGAAGGAAAUGAUAAUGUUCCUCAACUGUAUGGCUACUAGCCAUGACAACGCUGAAGUUUGUGCUCGCCAGAAGGAACUUUUGAACACUUGUAUGGAAUCUCAGAGUAAAAAGAACAGAAAGUCUUGGGGGAGUAUCAACUAUCAUCUGCAGAGGCUUAGCAGAGGAAGGAAGUAAUUUACAUUUUCGGAUGUCAAUGAAUCUUUUUUCAUAAUUCAAGAUCAUCACUUGCCAUGCAUUUUGUAGGCUAGACUGAAAUGACUAUAUAGUAACUUGUACUUUCAAGCUUUGCUCUACUCUAUUCAUAAAUUGAAAACAUUGCAAGAAAUAUGUUGAAGAUUGAUAUAGUUUCCUGUAUCAAUUAUAGCUUUAAUAUGCUACAGCCUGCAUAGAAUGGUGUUUGGGAUUGUUGUUGCUCCUCAUAUAUUACUAAAUUCUUUUAUAAUUGCUGAAAUGUAGAUGGUUGUUGGAUCUU
Arachis ipaensis is the source of this 716-nucleotide messenger RNA. RefSeq lists its product as uncharacterized. The record is from RefSeq and is a predicted model, not a curated record. Gene Ontology annotation, biological process: mitochondrial translation. Gene Ontology annotation, molecular function: structural constituent of ribosome. NCBI's taxonomy places the organism in Eukaryota, Viridiplantae, Streptophyta, Magnoliopsida, Fabales, Fabaceae.